Aphanomyces astaci is the source of this 1498-nucleotide messenger RNA. RefSeq lists its product as hypothetical. NCBI's taxonomy places the organism in Eukaryota, Oomycota, Saprolegniomycetes, Saprolegniales, Verrucalvaceae. The record is from RefSeq and is a predicted model, not a curated record. The transcript is spliced from 2 exons. Bases 110 to 499 code for a protein of 129 amino acids.
AAAUGUAAAACCACUCGAACUUAUUUCACGUUUUGCGGCCGACCAUAGACUUUUGGGCAGGCGACAGUUGCGCACAGCCGUCCUGGUCCGACGAUGCGACACCGGACACAUGAGCACAUCAAGCUGUCAAUGCCCGCGCCGCGGCGACCUUGCGCAUGAACCCGGACACACGCGCACGGCCAUCGCGGCGCAGACAUUGACCGGACCAUGGGUCUCGCUCGCCUCCUGGCAGACUCGUCACCACCAUGCGCGCCGGUCACCACCAUGCUCGCCGGACACCACUCGACCGGACCUGUCCUUUGUGUUGGACGGCAACAAAGGCCGGUACGCUCUGUGGCCCAAGAAGGCCCUCGACAAGUUCCGUCACGUCGGGUGCCCCCGGCAAGCAGCCAUGAAGAUGAGGUAUGUGUGCGUUUGUGAUGACAACUCAAUGACUAUUCCAUUUGCUAGAACCUGCACCAAGUCCCUGUGGAAGGCACAGUCCGAACUUGUGGCGUAAUGGAAGCGCGCCUGCUUGCAGGAGGUCUGGGUUCGAUUCCCAGCAAUGCCAUGGCUUUUGUUGUAGCUUUGGUAUCUUUGUGAGAUUUACUGUGAACCCAUACGCUCUCGUGUUUGGUGAUUGCACUUGCUUCUUGGCGUGGUGUGAUUAUAAAGGGUGCAUGAAGGUCGUGGUGGCGAUUGAGUGACAGAGGCAUCGAAGUGUUUUGGCAUUUUACAUGAUAAGCAGACUCUCAAAAUAUAUAUUUGCAUGAUAAUAUUUCACGAGUGUAGGAAGAGACUCUCAAAACAAAUAUUUUCUAUAUAAUAUUUCACGAGACUUAUCUUUAAACGAUACGGUACGGGUUGUUUUGCAUCAUGCUACAUGGGCAUCACCGGAGUACGGAACAUUUGAACCAUCAUGAGCCCACCAAACGAUGUACUUUUGGGGAUAUGUAUUUGCAUCAGUUGAUGUAGUCAUGCUUGGCACGCUAUAGGGACGAUCGUUCUCCCUGGUGAUGACACCACCUCGGAAUUCCAUUUUUUUCGUCACAAUUCGACGAAUCCUGUUGCUCAUAACACUGACUUUCAUCGGGUGCCCGGGGUUCGAAUCCCGGUGAGUUCAAUUAUUUUUCUACGAAAAUAACAAGGCGAAAAAAAACAAAUAUAAAUUGCAACCAAAACUUAAUGCAAACAUGAUAGCACUUUCUCGAGAGUGUAGGUUUCCUCGGGAAAGACAUCCAAGUGUCGGAAAUGCACUGGGAUUGACCACAACAGGGCCACAUGCAGCAAACACAGCGCCAGCGAAGAGGCUGCUCAACCUGCACUGCCGGCUGGUUCGUCGUACGACGGCUUUCAUCGAGUUGCCGUGUAUGCGCCUAUGAACAUGGCAGACAUUCUCCACGAGAAUUCGAGUGAUCACGAUCAACCUGAAGUCACCAGUAACUCGACUGACGAACAAUCCUCAUUACGUGCAGCACAAUAAGACCAAAACAACUUUGAAUCCAUAACAAAACUUUAC